GCUAAUUUGAUGGGUUGAUUGAUACGUCCUGUCGUUCGAUUAUCGAAUAAUGUGAGAAACUGUGUUAUUUAUUGUAAAAUAACAAUCGAAAUUGUAAAUAUAUAUAUGCGAAACCAUGUCUGAUAUUAAUAUGGAGAAGUUUGCGGUACCAGAAUUCGUACCCGAACGGUACGUAAAGGAGCUAGCUAAGUCAUGUGUCGGAGGGGAGGAGCUAGCCCAACAGAAGGAGAAAAUCCAAAGUUUAGCAGAAGAAACCGCUAGUGCCCUCAAAAAAAAUGUGUACGAAAACUACAUGCAGUUCAUCGAAACUGCUACCGAAAUAUCCCACUUAGAAACAGAAAUGUACAAGUUGUCGCAUUUGUUAAGUGAUCAACGAAUGGUUCUUACGACUUUAUCUCAGGCUUCAGUAUUAGGCAACGAAAAUACACUAUCACGCGAGUCACUCGAUAAUCACGACUUAGAAGCCGAAAGAGUGGAGGAGGAGCGCAAGAAUAAACUCAAUUCUAUCUCAGAAAAAGUUGAAAACUGUAUGAACUUGCUGGAUGUUCCAGAGAGGCACCUAUUACACGAAGGCGACUUGCUGGAGAUCGACGCGGAGGAGAACACAGCUUUACAAAGAAUGCAUGUAUAUUUGUUCAAUGACUGCCUUAUGUUGACCUCUUGGAUAUCGAAUCGUCGGGGGCCAAUGAGAUACAAAUUUCAGACUAGUUACCCCAUAAGUACCUUAGCAGUAGUGAAUGUGCGUGACUUAGGUACGGUGAAGCAGGCAUUUAAAGUUCUAGCUUUCCCAGACACUAGAGUGUUUCAAUGCAAUAGUUUAACAAUAAAAAAAGACUGGCUUGAUAAGUUUGAUGUAGCAAAAAAGAUGCACAUUGAGAAAGAAAAUUUAAAGCAAAAGAAAAAGGAUUCUCAGGACAAAAUAAAACAUGAAUCAUUGGAGUCCCCUAGUCUAUCAGUUGAGGAGGUACCAUCUCCACAAAUCGCUCCACUGCCUGACUGGCUUGCUGAUGUCACAGAAGAGUUAGAUGUCUUUAUUGUGGAAAGGCAUUUCCAAAAGACAUAUGAUUUAAUGGUAUCAGCUCAGAGAGCACUAAGUACAGAAGAAUUUAAAACCCACCCCCAAAGGACUGAAAUAUUAAAAAAGAUUGAACAGAAGCAAAAGGUUUUAACUGAGAUAUUACUCAAAGAACUCGAUGUCACUCACAACUGGAGUCCGCGCGGCGGUUUGAGGUCAUCACGACCCCCGGUACUCAUUCUUAAUAAGUUUAAUAUGACUAGUCAGGCAUGUGAACUGUUUCUUGAUAUCUGUAGUCACACAGUCAAAGCACAUGUUAAAGCGGUGCAGCUAGAGGGUUCCAUCCACAGUUAUGUGAAGCAGGUUGGAGAAGUGUUUUUCUGCUCACUUAGCGAUGCCUUAACAGAGUUCAUUUCAUUAUUUCCUAAGAAUAAAUUAAGCGCUUUCAUAGUGUGGGCUAGUAUGCAACUUAGAGUUCUGAUGAGUCAAAUUAUAAAGCAAGUAUUUACACCACAGUGUGCGUUAGAUUCUGUUUUAGAGUGUGUUCAGAGUUUACGAGAGCAAUGUACACUUUUCUGUGAGUUUGGAUUAGAUCUAAGAUUUCAAAUGAACAGCUGUUUAAGAACGCCGAUAAUAAAAGCUUUAAGAGAGUAUAAGGAGAAGAUUGUUGAUUCCAUGAAAAAUAAAGUGUCUGAGGACAAGUGGACACCGGUCAACAUGCACACCAAAGUGGGGGUUAAUAAAUUCUUAUCACAAAUGGAAAAUUUGGGCCUUAUCUUAGUUAGGUAUGUAAUAAAUGAAACGUGGGUGGAUUUAUCGAGUAGCACUAUAUGGUUUGCACAGUCAAUUAUUACUGUACAGAAUGUUGGCCUUGAAAUUGUUACUAAGGACAUGAUGGAUGUUGUGGAUGAGUGUAUAUAUGCAAUAUUCAAUUCACGGCUCAAAUUCUCAGUGGGAAAUGAUUCUUCGUAUGCACAGAAAAAUUUUAAGUUCAUUUUGGAAACAGUAAUGCCCCAUAUGAUAAAGACAUACAAGGAAAAAGUUGGUUACGACAAUGUGAAAUUAUUAGAUUUAGCAGUGAAAUACGGUGUUCACAUUGCACCACCAAAGAAGUCAAACAUCACAUACUCUAGUAAUGAAUACUUAUGAGAAUAGUCAAGCUCUGACCUCAAUUAGUGUUGAGUAUGAAAGAUUAU
Molecule: messenger RNA, 2211 nt
Organism: Maniola jurtina (meadow brown)
Lineage: Eukaryota; Metazoa; Arthropoda; Insecta; Lepidoptera; Nymphalidae
Gene: Exo84
Product: exocyst complex component 8
Exons: 1
Coding region: 116-2164 (682 amino acids)
Biological process (GO): Golgi to plasma membrane transport; exocytosis; intracellular protein localization
Cellular component (GO): exocyst
Source: RefSeq, a predicted model, not a curated record